This is a messenger RNA of Micropterus salmoides (largemouth bass), 1493 nucleotides long. It is a transcript of the gene mapk13, whose product is annotated as mitogen-activated protein kinase 13. Gene Ontology annotation, biological process: intracellular signal transduction; protein phosphorylation. The record is from RefSeq and is a predicted model, not a curated record. Gene Ontology annotation, cellular component: cytoplasm; nucleus. The coding region runs from base 92 to 1183 and encodes 363 amino acids. NCBI's taxonomy places the organism in Eukaryota, Metazoa, Chordata, Actinopteri, Centrarchiformes, Centrarchidae. Gene Ontology annotation, molecular function: ATP binding; MAP kinase activity. The transcript has 12 exons.
UACUUGAGCAGUGUUUUGAUUUACCAACUAAGCAAGAGACGGACGGACGGGGGAGAAGUUUCUUUUCGAGCGACGCCUUCUCCUCUUCGUUAUGGAGGUCCAGGCACAUUUUUCCCGUGAGGAAAUCAACAACACGGUGUGGGAAGUCCCGGAGAAAUACACACGGCUCAAACAGAUAGGGACUGGGGCGUACGGCUCGGUUUGCUCAGCAAUAAAUGAGAGGACUAAAGAGAAAGUGGCCAUCAAGAAGCUCCACAGGCCCUUCCAGUCAGAGAUCUUUGCUAAAAGGGCCUACCGAGAGCUCCGACUGCUCAAACACAUGAAGCAUGAAAAUGUGAUAGGACUUCUUGAUGUGUUUACACCUGCCUCAGGCCUCCAUGACAUCCAGGACUUCUACCUGGUGAUGCCUUACAUGUUUACUGACCUGUCGAAGGUGCGAGGUAAUCUCUCAGAAGACAAAGUCCAGUUUCUCGUCUACCAGAUGCUCUGUGGACUCAGGUACAUUCACAAGGCUGGAAUUAUCCACAGGGAUCUUAAGCCUGGAAACUUGGCUGUAAACCAAGAUUGUGAACUCAAGAUCCUGGACUUCGGGCUGGCUCGCAGUACUGACGCUGAGAUGACGGGUUACGUGGUGACCCGUUGGUACCGGGCCCCUGAGGUCAUUCUGAACUGGAUGCACUACACCCAGACCGUGGACAUCUGGUCUGUGGGCUGUAUCAUGGCAGAAAUGAUCAGUGGAAAAACCCUUUUCAAAGGGAGAGACUACAUGGACCAGUUGACUCAGAUAAUGAAAGUAACUGGAGUACCUGGCCCCGAGUUCAUACAGAAGCUUGACAGUCCAGAGGCCAAAAACUAUGUUAAGGCCCUUCCUCGCUAUCCCAGAAAAGACUUCUCAACGUUGUUCCCCAGAGCCAGUGCAAAUGGUAUCGACCUGCUUGAGAAGAUGCUGGUUCUGGAUGGAGACGAGAGGCCAACAGCCGAAUUGGCUCUAGAGCACCCAUAUUUCGACAGCCUAAGGGACCCAGACGACUUUCCUGAGCCUAAGCCAUACGAUGACAGCCAUGACAACGCCACAUUGACCCUGGAUGAAUGGAAGCGGUUGUGUUUCAAAGAGUUGAAAAGCUUUGUGCCGUUCCCACGGCGGGACUCUAAGAGGAAAAACACCCUGACUAUGUCUCAGUGACCUGAUGAAUGACUUUUAAUUACAGAUGCCACUAGCUAUACAGCAUACAGCCAAUGGUGCCCUUGUAUAUUCUAACUAUGGAUUCACUCUAUUUCUUUUACCCUAGAUAUGUUUAGAUUUUGAAUCAGUGUUCAGAAGAGUGACUAUUUUAAAACUGUCAAUGUGCAAUUGUUUCCUAAGUGUAGAUUGCUCUUUAUGUUACACAUUCCCAGUGGAUUGUUUUGCAAAUGUAUUAUGACCUUAUAUCACAGGGUUUACUGUGAGAUUUACUGUAAUAUUGUUUUCCAAUUAAACAAUAAGAGAAGAUGUG